Molecule: messenger RNA, 2091 nt
Organism: Durusdinium trenchii
Lineage: Eukaryota; Dinophyceae; Suessiales; Symbiodiniaceae
Source: the annotation of a GenBank genome assembly
AUCGCUAUUGGCUUGGAGGCCAUUUCUACUAGUGACAAGAAGCUACUAGAGCAAAGGGAAACUCCAUGAAAUUCCACAAGCCGUUUGGCUCCCCGGUGCGCAGUAGUAGGCUGCCAAGAUGAAGCACCUGCCUUGCGUCUCAGGGUUCUUUGCUGGCCUGUCCUUGUGGACAUGUUCGUUGACACUACGAGGAUGUGAUGUUCUGGCAGGUGACGGCGAUGAGGGUAGUACGCUCAAUGUCACCACGUCCACAGCCCCCGCAGAGAUCAUGAGCACGGUAGCAGACACCACCUUGGCAGAUACUACCUCGUCCACAGCCCCGGCAGAGAUCAUGAGCACGGUAGCAGACACCACCUUGGCAGAUACAACAGUGAUAGGGACCACGGCUCCAGUAGAUAGCACAGCUGCGGCAAAUGCCACCACCCCAACAAAUACCACAAGCACGGCUGUGACAGGUACCAUAGCCCCGCCAGGUGCCACCAUGACCACGACCAUGAUCGCGACCGUGACCGCGACGGCGACCAUGAGCGCGACCAUGACCGCUACCGUGACAGCGACCAUGACCACGACCGUCACUGUCACCACGACCAUGACUACGAAUACCACGACCGUGACGACCACAAGCACGUCGAUGACGACUGCGACCACGACCACGGGGACAAGUAGCACCACAACUACUCCACCUCCGCUUGGCACUUGCUUUGGUGGAGGGAAAUUUGACGGUGGAGCUGGAGCAUGCUCAGACGUUGAGCUGAGAGGUGCCACCAGGGUGAUCUCAAACACCUGUGCCUACGUAGCCCUUAACCAGGAUGGCACAGGUGUGUGUUGGGGGGAUCAAAGUUGUGGGGCAGAUUGUCCUAACAUUGACUUUGCAACAGAUAUCUAUGCAACGUCUCUUGCUUUUCUUGCCUUGAACAAGACCGAUGGGAGGGCCGUUUGUUGGGGACGAGAUCCGACGACCAACUAUUAUGGAGAAAACUGCUCCGGCCUUGACUUCACGGGCGUCACCCAUGUCUACGCUUCUUCAACAGAUUUUGUGGCCUGGAACAGCAUUUCUGGCACCGGCUUUUGCUGGGGAAGAAAUGGCGAUUGUGCGGGCCAGGACUUCACGGGCAUCACCGACAUGUAUUCCUCUAGUGAUGGGUUUAUCGCUUUGAACCGAAACGCAGGCACAGGCUUUUGUCUUGGCAAAUUUGCCCAUCGCUUUUACUGUAGCCGCUACGAUUUCGGUGCUACGGGCUUGGAGAUCUACGCCUUUGACGAUGGCUUUGUCGCUGGGCCAGCCGGUGGACAAUACAAAUCAUCGACCAUGGAUGUAGGGUCACUGGCUGCUGGCAGUUUGACAGGGACCACACAUACAUAUUCCACAAACACUGCCUUCUUGGCCUUGAACAUGAAUGCAGGAACAGGUGUUUGCUUUGGAGACGCUAGCAAAGGAGGCGACUGCUCCCAGAUUGAUUUCACGGGCGUGACGAGCGUACAUGCCACGGCUGGGGCAUUCUUGGCACUGAACACGGCUUCGGGCACGGGCACUUGCUGGGGGGACAUCGACUGCAGCAGCGUCGACUUCACUGGCGUCACUGACGUCUACUCCACCGAGUAUGCCUUUUUCGCGUUGAAGAGCAGCGGAACAGGUUUUUGCUUUCCAGUGUCAGACAGUGAAGAUGAUUGCUCACAGAUAGACUUCACCGGGGUCACCCAUGUGGUCUACACUCAACGUAGCUUCCUUGUCAUCAAGUCCGAUCAGCCUGAACUACUAAGUACGGAGGGCUACCGUGAUGACUUUAACCCCUUCGUCGUGCCGUAAUUCAAUCAGCAAUGAGAUCCCCCAAAGCUUUGGGGAGAGGCCAGCUCUGCAAAACGCACUGGCUGCCUAAAAACGGAUCAACUUGCAUCGCGCCAAAAAGAGCAUUUGCCUCAUGCGCGGUGUGCUGAGUGUUUGAUGAACUUGGCCCAGAGACAUGCAUUUCUCGGAUGCACUUUUGGAGUUUGCAUGGAAGCGUUCCUCCAAUGUGUCGCUGUAUGGCGCGUUUCUGUGGCUUAGUCAACAUGGUCCAAAGUUUGGAAAAGGGGCGCAUUCUUGUUAGGAAA